Messenger RNA from Amoebophrya sp. A25, 1307 nucleotides. The record is from the annotation of a GenBank genome assembly. NCBI's taxonomy places the organism in Eukaryota, Dinophyceae, Syndiniales, Amoebophryaceae.
GCUCCAGUCUCCUUAUUAAGAUUUUUUAGAGCAACGAAAAACUCAAGAACCUAAAUUGCUACAUACUUCGUUCGUAAUCAAAAUCAUCGACAAGAAACAAGAAAAAUAUGUUGUCUGAAGUAAAUUUUGUCCAUGGCGCGCCUCAUGUCGGCAACGACCCAUUUUCUUUGGGCGCAAGUCCACCAGGGUGCGCGCAGUCCGAACACGAUGUUUACCCGCCUGCACAUUUCGAGUGGUAUCAAGACCUCGUUGAUUUAUGUGUACAACGUUUUGAAUCGUGUAGAUAUAUUUCUUCUUUGCCUAAAAAUCACUUCUAUGUCGUUCAUGGAAUUGAAUGCAGUAUUUAUUAUCUUCUGCUAGGUUGGCUCAUUGAGAGGCGGUUUAGAGGUACAACGUAGCCACAAGAAAGAAUAUUAGAGUGGUCCAAAAAAAUAUUAACAAAUCCUAUGUAUGAAUAUUUAUUUUCCUGUAAGUAAGAACUUCAUUUCCAAUUGCAUCUCCCCAACGAGAGAAGCUCAUCUCCUUCAUAUGCGCAAGCUGGUGGCGCAGUCCAACGGGCUCUGAUUGCAACGACAUACGCGAAGAAACUGGCCGCAAAGUCCGCUGCAUUAGGGAAUGUGGCCUUGCGACAGCUAGGUGCCAUCAAUGCGGGGGCCGCCAGCUCAGGAAGGAUCGCGCUUGGUGGCCGCGCGUCCCUUGGCGGAGGCAGCGUGCGCACGGCGGCGGACUACCUGGAAGCGGCGAAUCAAAGCGCAAAAGACAAUCUCCUUACUAGUAACGGCACUGGGAAUGUCUUAGGAAGCGGAGCUGCAGUCGACCCAGGUGACGAGGCGUUGGUCCCCUGGUCGGGCUCGGCCUGGCACGAGAAGGAGAGGCUAUCGCAGCACACUGGCCUGCCGUUGGAGCAGCGGGACUACAACGAUGUGGCGGCGGAAGCAGGUCGCAAGGAAGAGAAGCAACUGCGACUGAACGGGGAAGGCACAAAUGUGAACCGCAAUGGCAUGGAAAGCGAAAUAACCGGUCAAGAAUUCGUGCCGACCUUGCGCGCAGACGAAUACAAAGAUGCAGCGCCGAUCGAAGUGCAAUCCCACAGAACGCAAGAAUUGGGUUUUACCGAUACCAAUCAGACAGUCGAUGCGACUAUGCCACAUGGUUUCAACCUGCUCGUUUUUCUUGGUCUCGCUUAGCACUGGCGUCGGAGAGAAAAAUGAAACGAUAAUUUUUGACAUGCCACAGCGUAUUAGUUGUCUUCAUGAAAUGAUUCCUUUGGUAAGCAAGUAUUUGUAUUGUGAUAGUACAAGAAAGAU